Molecule: messenger RNA, 1871 nt
Organism: Strigops habroptila (Kakapo)
Lineage: Eukaryota; Metazoa; Chordata; Aves; Psittaciformes; Psittacidae
Product: protein-lysine methyltransferase METTL21E-like
Exons: 4
Coding region: 1-837 (278 amino acids)
Biological process (GO): peptidyl-lysine methylation
Cellular component (GO): cytoplasm; cytosol
Molecular function (GO): protein-lysine N-methyltransferase activity
Source: RefSeq, a predicted model, not a curated record
AUGUUAAGUGGGGAAAAAGUCAUUAUAUUCAGGCAGGCUUGUGUUUCUUUGUCCCAGGUUUUGUGGCAUAGUAUGGAUUUGACAUCAUCACAACAUAAUCGUCUUCAAAAUGAACUGAUAAAAGAAAGACGAGAAGGGGAAAAAGAAGAUGAACAGAUAGUUGCAGAAAUCAUGAGAAGGCGCUUUUUUCCUGCUCUUAUGACUCAUAAAGCCUGGGAAGGCUUUCAUUUUGCUGGCCAUGAGAUAAGAAUUACAGAAGCCAUUGAUUGUUAUGGGGCAGUCGUCUGGCCAUCGGCUCUUGUUCUGUGUUAUUUUUUGGAAAAUAAUUCUAAACAAUACAAUUUGGUUGACAAAAAUGUGAUUGAAAUUGGAGCUGGAACUGGGUUGGUCUCCAUAGUAGCCAGUUUACUGGGUGCACUUGUGACUGCCACUGAUUUGCCAGAACUGCUUGGAAACCUUCAGCAUAAUGUUUUCCGAAAUACAAAGAUGAAAUGCAAGCACCAGCCUCAUGUUAAAGAAUUGUCUUGGGGAGUUGAUCUGGAAAAGAAUUUUCCUAGGUCUUCCUGUCACUUCGACUACAUUAUGGCUGCUGAUGUAGUUUACCACCAUCCCUUCCUGGAUGAACUUCUCCUAACUUUUGAUCACUUGUGCAAGAAUGACACUGUUAUUCUGUGGGCUAUGAGAUUUAGGUUGGAAAAGGAGAACCAAUUUGUUGGCAGAUUUCAGACACUGUUUAAUUUAGAAGUGCUCUCUGAUUUCCCCAGUUUGAACAUAACCCUGUAUAAGGCAAUGAGGAAAAGCAGGAUGACAGCCAGACCUUCCAAACUCAUGGUCUAAAAGAGAGAUAGAGGGAAUUGACAGCUUCAGCUGUUCUGCAGCUUGUUCUCUUUUCAGUAAUUUCCACAUUAGUAACUGCUAACACCUGCAUGAAUAUCAUUUUUUUUAGAGUUAGCUAAAACAGAGCAUCAGAUUCCUAGUGCAUCCCUAACAAAUUCCUAAAUUCAAUUUGCUGAUACAUUUCUUCUGCAUAUGAAACUAUCUUUGAUGUUUUCUUGACUUUUAUGUGCUAAGCUGACAAUACUAAUAACUUUUGCAAGUCUUACCUUAAUUGUUAUGAGUUAUGUAAUGAAUAUUUCCAAUAGCUUUCAAUUGCAGCUUUGCAUGUCUUAUAAGAUCAACUGAUCGUUUAAAACUUAAGACUAUGAUAAAUCUUUAUAUUUAAAAGUUGUGGUGUUAAAUCUGAUUUUUCCCUCUUCUCAUUAUUAUGUAAAUCCUUCAUUUGAAUAGCCUUUAUUAGCACAUUAGCUGAAAACAACCCACCACCUGGGAAAUAUACUGUCAUAACAAAGGGACAGAACGUAUUAGUUACCCUUUGAUUUAAUGAUCAUACUUUCUUCCCCUUCCAUUUUUUAUUUAGAUUAGGGGAUUCUUUAACAAAAAGCUGCACACAUGAGGCAAGAGGGAGUUAAAAGUUUUGUUGCUUGAACAAAGGUCUUGGAUUAGAAAAGUACAGCAUAUCACCAGCUGCCCUUUGCAAAGACCUUAAAUUCUUAGAGGUCUGCUCCUCCAAAAAUAGACAGUUAUCUGGACCUCAGGGAACAACAGUGGAAAAAGGAGAGUGGCCAUUCAAAGAAGAGUUUUGUGCUGCCGGCUGGUGGUGUCUGGAGGUAGGAAACUAAACCAGCCUGACACGGUGUGGCUGAAGCAUGGGCAGGCUUAGGUAUUUUUUUGUUUUUGUAGUAUGGGAAAACAAAAUACUUUUCUCUUACCCAAUCAAUACAGUGUGUUCCUGUUUUCAGUGCUCAGAUUAAUGUCCUUGGAAGGCUAUCAAAGAGCUUUCUUUUGGGAAGAUUAAUAAAAUUAUUCUUUGC